This is a messenger RNA of Mycena citricolor, 1358 nucleotides long. The record is from the annotation of a GenBank genome assembly. Lineage: Eukaryota; Fungi; Basidiomycota; Agaricomycetes; Agaricales; Mycenaceae.
AAUUCUUAUUGGUCAGCCGUCGAUAUACACACUCAGACUGUGCACAUGCUCCAGUAUGCAGAGAGAUAUGGCAGAUGGGGCCUCGGCCUGCAAUAGGCCGCACUGGCGACAACAGACAGAACCCUUCCCGAAGCACGGCCCUAUUCAUGUAGAAGUCAAGGGCACAUUAAUUACCGCCGCGAGAGGGUGCAUUUCUGAGCUCGCUUGAGAAGGCAGAAGACCCAACAGGGGUCGCGCGUCUUCAACAAACCUCUAUUCCUAGGAAACUGAAGUGCGGCCGGAUACAUUCGCGCUCUGGAUGAUUUUGUCGCGGGCAUCAUAUCUGCACCCGGGCGGCAGGGCGUUCCUCCAUCUCAAAGUGUUUCAGGUGCAACACUUGCUAGCCUGCCUUUGGAAUGGAAUGGAAUGGAGACGAGGGACGCUAGUGGCGCUCCGAGUUGUAAACUGCUAGACGCGCGCUGGUCCUCCUCCAUUCUGGUGCCUCUAUAAGAAGCUCAGCCGCCCAUCUUACGUCUGUCUGUCCCUCGCCCACCAUGCCCCGCUUCCGCCCUUACUUCUGGCUUGCCCUCGCGUGGCGCGCUGUCCUCGAGAGGUUCACGUCCCGCUGGCUGUGGCUUGCGAGCGAAGAGACGGGCGGCGCCGUGUCGUUGAACAUCAUCGUCGUCGGCGGAGGGAUCGGCGGCCUCGCGGCCGCCUAUUGCCUCGCAAGGGCAGGACACGCCGUGACUAUCCUCGAGCGCGCAGCCGCCGCGGGAGACGAUGUGGGCGCCGGGAUCCAGGUUUCUCCGAACUUUAGUCGACUGCUGAUCCGGUGGGGAUUGGGAGAAGAGUUGGCGGAAAAAGGGUGUGUGCCGGAGGGCAUCGCGUUUCUUCGGUAUUCCACGGGAGAGCGGGUCGGGGCCACGCGAUGGGGCAAACAGAUGGAGGCUGAUUACGGCGCGCCUUAUUAUCACAUCCACCGCGCCGACCUCCUGCGGAUGCUCACGCGCCUGUGCGCCCGCCGUGCGGCCCUGCGGCUGGACAGCCGGGUUGCUUCUGUCGAUCCAAUCACCGGCUCCGUGGUUCUCAGCUCAGGCGAGAUGCUUACCGCAGAUCUCAUCGUCGGGGCCGACGGGAUCAAGAGCGUCGUGCGCUCUGCGGUGCAGGGAGAAAAGCCUCCGCUGCAGACCGGCGACGCGGUGUACCGCGCGGUGAUCCCCACAGACGGGAUGCUGGGGGCAGACGGGUCUGCCAGCAUCCCGUCUGUGGGGAUCACCGCGCGGUACACCGCGUCGCCGGUCUGCAGCGGAGGCUUUUCUCCCUGCACCGCAGAGCGCACGACGCUCUUGAUCCCGUCGGCCCCGACGAUGAGAUCUGCG